Rhizophagus irregularis DAOM 181602=DAOM 197198 is the source of this 990-nucleotide messenger RNA. The record is from RefSeq and is a predicted model, not a curated record. Lineage: Eukaryota; Fungi; Glomeromycota; Glomeromycetes; Glomerales; Glomeraceae.
AUGACUUUGUUAUAUACUCAACCUAUCCACUCUUUCGACCGCACCUGUACAGAAAAUUAUAAUAAUAUCCCUCCGCGGUCUUCUUCGACUUCCCCUGAAAGGUCUUCAAAUAAGGAAACCAUUCCUCGUACGUGUUCAUCUACCCCACCAUCUCCAUCUUAUAACGACAAAGUUUGUGAUCUACCCAGCAUAGUUGCUCCAUGUCCAAAGAAAGCUUUAUAUGCCUAUGCUGGACACUUGUUAAAUAAUAAUUUUUCACCAGUACUACCUACUUUGCAAAACCCAUGGGGGUUGUCUUCGGUGCAAGAGGAUAUGGAGGAUGAUCCUAUGUUCGAAUCUACUGUGGAUCUUUUAGAAUCAAUGUCCGAUGAAGCUCUUGCAUGUGCAGAACUUAUGGAAAUUAUGGGUAAUUCUAGUCGUGGUUCUAGUCGCCCAGUUUCACAAUCUGCUUCUCCAGAUCGUGCUUAUAGAGGCCAUUCAUUGUCUCCAUCAUUUUCAUUAGAACAUGAACAUGAAGAAGAAGAUGAAGAAGAAUCUGCGGCCACCGAAAACGUAAAUGAUAGCAGUUAUACUCACACUGGAGCGAUUGAAAUUGAACAAACGCGACAAAAGCCAGCACUACGCCCUGUUCGUCUUGCUAUAGAUAAUUCUCAUUUGAUAUUUGGUUCUUCUCCAAUUACUCGUGCACAUAAUCCUUUGCCUAUGGAUUCAUGCUUUUCUCCAAGCAAGCGUCAUCACCAUCAAGCUCAACCAUAUCCAUCGCGACCAACUCUUCAUCAAGCUACUAGUAUUCAACGUAAAUUGUGUGAUGCUGUAGCUGAUAUGAAUGUUAGUGGAAGCUCCUUUGAUGAUUCUGCUCAACCCCCUCCCUUAUCCAAAGCUUCUAAAGCGGCAAUUUUGUUGCGCAUCUCCGAAGGUGGUCGACGUAGAUCAUUGUCCGUUGGAAGUGCUGGAUUUAAACCUGGCAGCAAAAUUAUUGGACGUGUCUAA